Molecule: messenger RNA, 2642 nt
Organism: Epinephelus fuscoguttatus (brown-marbled grouper)
Lineage: Eukaryota; Metazoa; Chordata; Actinopteri; Perciformes; Serranidae
Gene: nudt4a
Product: nudix (nucleoside diphosphate linked moiety X)-type motif 4a
Exons: 5
Coding region: 417-986 (189 amino acids)
Biological process (GO): diadenosine pentaphosphate catabolic process; diphosphoinositol polyphosphate metabolic process; adenosine 5'-(hexahydrogen pentaphosphate) catabolic process
Cellular component (GO): cytoplasm; nucleus
Molecular function (GO): bis(5'-adenosyl)-pentaphosphatase activity; endopolyphosphatase activity; bis(5'-adenosyl)-hexaphosphatase activity
Source: RefSeq, a predicted model, not a curated record
CCCGCGUGGAGCAGGCAGCUGUUUGAAGACUCUUGACCGUGUUUGUUUUAUUAAUCGUCUCGUUAAUGAUGAAACUCGGUGUAACGUGGGAGUGGACGGACAGCUUGUUGCGCAGCUCUCAGGUCAGCUGGUAGCAGCUCAGUGGCCACAGCUGGGAGCGAGUUUGUUGAAUCAUGCAUGUUGACAGCGGCACUAAACCACCAUGGUAGCUGCAAUAUACGACCACAAGCUGUCUGACGCUGCCCGGGAAUGAAUGAACCCGGUACACACGUUAAGACUGGGACCGCGUGAAGAAGAGUAAAGUUGGCAGUAUUUCUUUAGACACACCGCUUUAUCUUCAGCGUUUGCUUCAACACAGAAUUUCGCCUUUUUUCCAACCUAACAUUUUCCCGCACACUCGACGACUGCAGACAUAAAUGAUGAAGUUCAAGCCCAACCAGACCAGGACGUACGACGGUGAAGGGUUCAAGCGAAGAGCGGCGUGUUUGUGUUUUAAAAACGAGACAGAGGACGAGGUGCUACUGGUGAGCAGCAGUCGUCAUCCAGACCAAUGGAUCGUGCCAGGAGGAGGAAUGGAGCCUGAGGAGGAGCCGUGUGGGGCCGCCGUCAGGGAGGUGUAUGAGGAGGCUGGCGUGAAGGGAAAGCUUGGCAGACUACUCGGGAUCUUUGAGCAAAAUAAAGACAGAAAGCACAGGACGUACGUCUACACCCUCAUAGUGACGGAGACACUGGAAGACUGGGAGGACUCUGUCAACAUUGGAAGGAAGAGGAAGUGGUUCAAAGUUAACGAAGCCAUGAGGGUGCUGCAGAGCCACAAGCCUGUCCACGCAGAGUACCUACACAGGCUCACAAACACCUGUAACCCCACCUGCAGUCCUGUGUGUAGCCCGACUAAUGGCAACACCCCGAGCUCCCAAAUGACGGACAACAACACGCCUCACUAUGUCGUUUGCCCCACACAGGGCUUGGAUCGAGCCAACAGAUAGGACCGUCACCAGCAGCAAGCAGUUCUUCUGAGAGGACAUCAGGAUGGACAUGUGGGAAAGACUUUAUUACUAACGCAGCUUCUUAUUAUGUACAGUAUGGACUUCUUGAAGUUGAUUUGAAACCCAUUUUGAGAGUGCCAAAAUGUUUUCCAACUAUAUUUAAGAUUUUAUAUGUUCAUUUUUUAACAACUAUCACCAGCUAAUAGAGCAAAUGUGUCCCUUUAAAGUGUUCAGCUUUAGAUGGAUUUUUCAGUGUGCUGCUUAUGCAAUGUAAACGUCUUGUUUAGUCUUUGAAUGUUGGACUUGCAGUGCACGCAAGUGUUUGGGUGGUCUCCUGGGAAGUGUUUCCUCUUAGAGGAAGUUAUACCCUCACAGUGACUUUGUGCCAAAUAAUGCUCUUCUGGAAGAUGUUUUAAAGAGGAGUAGUGUUCGUGUGUAUGAAUCAUUUAUAACAGUUCAGUGUUUUAUGAAUUGUUACGACCCUCUUAGGUUGUAAAACUAAAUGUCGCGUCACUAUUACUCAAGUCUUGUGAGGUAUUUUGCCUUAAGAGAGCUGAGGGCAAAGUAUGCUAUGAUAUAAGUGUGAACAACAUUGCUCCUCCUGUAAUUACCUCCUCACAUGUACACACAGUAUCAUCUCUAAUCACUAGUAACAGUGUAACACUGUAAUAAAGAUUAGGCGAAUAUCUGCAAACCUGCCACCACGCUGAAAUGGAGACUUAAUCUUCUUCAAACAUUCUUUUGUUUUUACAUAUAGUUAAUGUCAGACUGUUAGAGGUGCAGUGUGUAGGAUUUAGGAGCAUCUGUUGGCAGAAAUGGUGUAUUAUAUUCAUAACUAUGUUUUCGCUCGUUCAUAAUCAACUGAAAAUGAGAAUUGUUGUGUUUUUGUUGCCUUAGAAUGAGACGUUUAUAUCUACAUAUGGAGAGCGUCCUCUUCCACAGAGUCCGCCAUGUUGUUUUACAGUAGCCCAGAAUGGACAAACCAAACACUGGCUCUAGAUGGGGCCUAUCAUGUUUUAGUGUCAGCCACUGUAGUUCUCCUACACACUUUACACCUAGGAGAAGUUUUAGUUCUGCAACCUCACCGCUAGAUGUCCUUAAAUUCUACACACAGGACCUUUAAAGGUAUGCUAUGCAGGAUUGUCGGUUACUGUUGUAAAUAUGAUCUCUAGAUUCGAUGCAUUUUUUCCGUGCUGUGUCUCCUGGUGUUUACCUUUUUUAUAAAACCGUGAGCGCUGUAGGGGAACACGUUCAUAAACGUCCCAAACACAUGAAAUAAGAAAGUACAGGCAGAUGGCAGAGUAUCUGCAGAAAAAUACACAGGAAAAUCCUGCAUAGUAUGACUUUAACUUGAAUAAAUUACAGCAUAUUGAUGCAGUCACAUAAAUAUCAGCUUUUAAACUUGCCUUUAAACUUGAAAAAACACGCCUGUGUCCUUUAAAUUCACCCACUCUAACAAACAGAGUGUAAGGAGUUGAUAAUUCUGUCUGAAUAUCAGGCAUAAUCAGCAGAUACUCAGUUGACAGAGACUGUUGAUCACCUGAGACGUCAACUCAUAGUCCACAUGUGGUCGGUUAAAUAUACUUUACUGAUUAUUUCCAAUUAAUAAAUGGUGCUGUUAUUAUUUUAAGCAGAAGAAUAAACAACUUCCCUUCA